AUGCCACCGAUAACGACGCCCGGCUCACCCUCAGUAGAGUCUCGGCAUGCUCUCUUGUUCUCUGCGGACGAGUUUGUGGGCUCAGAGCCAGCCUCGACGGGUGCAGAAGCCAACAAAGAGGAGACUCCGCCUGCAGAACGCCAAUCGAUGUAUGUAAAGCUUUUUGCUGAGAUGCUUGAGACUGUCGUUCGGGGAGAAUGUCAUCUCUUUACUGCUGCCGAGAUCAGGUGUCUGAAGAUGUUUCAGGCUCUCAAUGACCAGCAGAAAUUCCUUCUUAUCCGCCUCGCCCUUCGCAAACCCGAGAAAUGGUACCGCCUUGAUAACCUCAAAUACGAGCGAGAUCUUGGCUCCGAGAUCAAGUCGACGUUAUUAAGUCUUUGCCGGUCCAAAGAGUCGCCACGCUCACCCACACCCCCUUCGACUUCAAAGCCUGCACCCGUAGCUGACAUUAUCGACUUGACUCUAUCCGACGAAGAGGACAAUAACGUGAAAACAGAACCUCAGGAAGUCCCGUUAUUACAGCCACAGCAGCGAGGAAAUACGUCGUCGGUCAAGCUCGAAGAUGUGGAACCCAUCGUCGAUACACAAGUUGCACCAGCCUUUUUUGACGAUGUGCAGCCAUCUCAACCAACUCCGGAAGAAGCUGCGAGCGAAGCCAAUGUUGAUUUGACGUGGUUCGCUGAGGAUGAUACCUUCAUGACCUUGACCGAGUUGCUCGAGUGCCUCAAGGUGCCUGAGUUGUGGAAACUUGCUAGGGAGAGAAAGCUCCCUUGUCGAAAGAAGCACGCUUCUCUCGUCACCGCUCUCGUGGAAUCCUGUUCAACACAACAAACUCUCAACUUCGUUUCUUCCAAGUCUCGCACGAGUGGUGCAUCUUCUAAAGAUAGAAAGAAAGCUGUUCAUCUGGGCCUUUCCUCUCAAGAGCAAACACUCCGAGCCAUCGUAAAGAGAAAACUGGAAGCAUGCAUUCGGCUUAACUCGGAUGUCCUCGCCCUCUUCAACCGCAUCAAUCUAAUCUAUUUCCGCUUAACCCAGAAUGCCACGGGAAUGCUCACCGACGCGAUCCUAACCGCCUUCAAGAAAAGGGUUUACGUGUCCUACAAGCAUCAACGCACCACGGGAAUCUGGUCCUCUCGUUCAGCCCUCUUAUCUUACCAGAAGGCGCUUGAGAUAGAGUUCGAGAUAGAUUCUCUGCUCGAUGGAACAGGUGGCGAAGGUGCGAUCAACGCGACGGGAAGGUCAAGUUCCGUUACGCAGAUACCUACACCUGUAAAAUGCAAGAAAAGUGGUGAUAGGGAUGAGGUAGCUGCAAAGGGUAAGGGCAAGGAGGAGGCAGUGGAGGAUGAGCCAGAGAAAGAGAGCACGAAGAGCAUGGUUUCGAAAGCUGUGGUCGAUAUUUUCGAAGAGAUGGUUUGGGAGAGAUGGACGGCUUUGUUGGCCGUCAAGAAUGAGGCGCCCGAGCGAGCUCUUAGUCUUGUGCGAUUUGAAGAGGGCCACAUCUUCGCUCGCAUCGCAUUCAAGGCUGUAGAGGCGUAUCACUCAUUGAAGAAUUACGCACGCGAGCUCGAAAUCUUGGACUCGCUCCUCUCUCAGCGCCGGUGGCGUCGCGGUCGUAGAGGACAGUGGCACGAGCAGAAAGCUCUCACGCUGACGAAGAUCUAUCCCAAAGGCGACAAGAAGAGAAGCCUGGCGUAUGAAGCUGUCUUCUGGGCGCUAGCUGAAGAUGAGGAUGUCCAUCUGAUCUAUCGACCAAAGCUCGAACGCCGCCUCACUACACUCGAGAAAGAUCUCUCGAUACCCGAGGAAGACCGACACAUAUGCGUGGGGAAGCUCAACGAACCCGACAAAGUCUGUAUCGAGGGCCAACGCGUACAUCCAGAACCGUUGGUGCUCGAUGCAUUUGGCAAACCCAUCAAGAAGAGCGAUAGACCUGCCAGCCCGGUCAAACCUAUCUCGGCGUACUACGUGAAGAAGGAGAAAGUAGUAACGAAGGGUGAGAAUGCCGAGCAGGAUAAGGAGAAGGCGAAGGUAGCGUCCGUGUUCAAGAAGAAGGGAAAGACUGUAUGGGUAGGGCGCGAUGGAGAAGAGGUCAACGUCGAGACGCUGGCUCUGCAACACUAUGAAGCCCAAGGCUACAAGGGUUUGCACUGUGAAGGCAGCAUCAUAGCCACCCUCUUCGGUCUUCUCAUGUGGGACAUAAUCUUCGCCCCCAUUCCAGGCGCCUUCGAAACUCCUUACCAAGGCGCCCCACUCGACCUCGUCGACGACACUUUCUAUUUCUCUCGAAAGGAGAUGAUCGAGGCCCGUCUGGCUGAUAUUUCUGCGGGGAAAGCACCGGAGAUCAUCAUGAAGACAGAUACGGCGUUUAGGGAGACAAAGACAUGGUGUGUGGGCGUUAAUUGGGACAGGUUCGAGAGAAGGGAAUUGUUGGAGAUCGUAAAUUGCUUUAAUGGGAAGGCCCUUGCCGCUGUCUGCCAGCUCUUCUGUGAAGACUAUGCGAAGCGUCGUGCAGGCAUGCCCGAUCUCUUGCUCUGGGACGUUAAGGAGCCGCGCACGUGCAAGUUUGUCGAGGUUAAGAGUCCCAACGAUGUACUCCGCGAGCACCAGAAAGUAUGGAUCGACGUUCUCAGCCGUAUAGGCAUGAACAUCGAAGUCUGUCACGUCUCCGAAAAGGGCCAAGCACCCGCAACCCGAGGGACCAAACGUGGACGCAAGUCCAAUGCUCAGAACCUUUCGCAGGCACCACCUACGAAGAAGACGAAGACUGAUAACGACACCGCCCCCGCUUUGACGAGAAUGAAGUCGAAGUCGAAGACGAAGGUCGAGGUGGAGUCAGAGGCCGAAGGUUCGAACGGUACUGAACCAGAAUCUGAAGAUGAGGAGGACCAGCUGAGUGCUUCGCAAUACCUUGAUACUGGAUUGCAGCAGAAGCAGAGAAGUGUUCCGCCGGUGGGACACCCUCGGCUGCCCAUCGCGGAGGAGAGCCAGUCAGCUGAAGCAGCUCGAGCAACAUCAACCGCCUCUAUCUCCGUUCCAGUACCCGCUCGUCCUCCAUCUCCCGUUCCUCUCGCGCCGGUCUCAGCAUCUGUUUCUGUGGUAAUACCCCCAAGACGGCCGCCAGGUCGUCCGAGGGGAUCUGGCAAGAAGCGAGCGCAGCCAGCUGAGGAGAGCGACGAUGAUUAUGUGCCACCGAAAAUGGUGCAGACCGGGAGUUUGAACGUCCAAGGGACGAAGAGGACAAGAAGGCCGACGUCGCGACUCACAGACGGAGCGUCGUGAGGGUGAGGUCGGGGUUCAUACAGGACAUCCCGUUCUUCGUCUUGCUUCUGGUUUCUGGGUUUGCUUGUGUUAAUAUGUGGUGGCGGGCUGAUGAGGGUAGUCCGACGGAAUCUCAUACUAUUCUACCUCACUGCACUACGGUCUUUAUGUCUUAUUCGUGAUUUAUGUUUCUUAUGUUCGACGUAUGGAUGUGACUGACUUUCUCGGACCCUCUUUCGCUGUAUGUAAAAGUACUCACCCAGUGUCUGUUGUAUGCACCUUACCUAUGAGGACAUGUGAGUUGCUGAUAC
Stereum hirsutum FP-91666 SS1 is the source of this 3569-nucleotide messenger RNA. RefSeq lists its product as uncharacterized. Gene Ontology annotation, molecular function: 5'-flap endonuclease activity; flap-structured DNA binding; 5'-3' exonuclease activity. The coding region runs from base 1 to 3279 and encodes 1092 amino acids. Gene Ontology annotation, biological process: interstrand cross-link repair. Gene Ontology annotation, cellular component: nucleus. Lineage: Eukaryota; Fungi; Basidiomycota; Agaricomycetes; Russulales; Stereaceae. The record is from RefSeq and is a predicted model, not a curated record. The transcript is spliced from 12 exons.